Lates calcarifer (barramundi perch) is the source of this 8084-nucleotide messenger RNA. It is a transcript of the gene ajap1, whose product is annotated as adherens junctions associated protein 1. Lineage: Eukaryota; Metazoa; Chordata; Actinopteri; Centropomidae. The record is from RefSeq and is a predicted model, not a curated record. The transcript has 6 exons. Gene Ontology annotation, cellular component: cytoplasmic side of plasma membrane; plasma membrane; cell-cell contact zone. The coding region runs from base 859 to 2052 and encodes 397 amino acids. Gene Ontology annotation, molecular function: beta-catenin binding.
UCGUCAGUCUGAAAGAAGAGGAGCAGCAGGAGGAGACGGAGCAGCCUCCUUUCCUCUCUAAUGACGAACUCUCAUUCCCAAUCUCUCCAACUCCUCUCUAACAACUCAGCCUCCAGGAUUCUCCUCCAUCGCUUCCCCUCUUCCUCUUUUCAGUUGCACCUAUUUUUUUUUUUUUUUACUUUAUCUAAAGCCCCCCUCCCUCCGCACCAACCCAACACCUUCAGAGAUGUGAGUAGAUAAUGAGGACCCCCCCCUCCUCCCCCUCCCGCCAUCGGUGACUUGUCUUUUCCGAGCUUCAGAGAGAGCCGAACAUCCUCAUCUUCCACCCCCAGUUUUUUUUCUGGACCAUCAUCUGUCUUUCAACAAUGUAGGAGAAGGUGCGCUGUCAUUUUAGAGAGGAUGCCAACUACAAGCCUGGUCUCUGGUCUCCGCAUCUUCCAGCUUUGUCUUUGCAGCCGGAGGGGGUGAAGAUGAAAGAUAUGCGUGAAGGCAAAGUUUGAGGGUACCUCCUCUGGUUUCCCGCUCACCUGUCCGCCUGCACGCGCCUACCCCCUCUCUCCUUUUUAACUGAUAACGAGGAAGAUUGUCGUCCACAGAACAAUUGACAAGCAACUUGACAAGAGACCUGACUGUUUGCUCUGGUGGGUUUUUUUUAGUGGGAUUUGGCAGCGGCAUCGGAGGAAUUUGAUGUGCGCAACGUUUGAAGGAUAUGGCUUAAAUAAUGUUUGCGUUAAUGACAGCUGGAGUACGGUCCGUCACCUGAGUGUUGUCUUUAUCAGCUACUGUCGACUUUGGUGGAAACCCAUCUAAAUGGGAGGAUACCUGGAAGACUGAGUCGGAUUCGGCAGUCGAGAAAAAAUGUGGAUAAAACGGAGUGUUGCGCGCAGUCCGUCUGCUCUGAGGCCAGGCAGCUGUGUGGGGCACCGGGUGUGGAUCCUCCUGGCCAUGACCCACCUCACCCUGGACUUCUCUGUGUGCAGUCCCCUCAGUCAAGGUCUGGGGAUCAAACUCAUGCCCAAAUCUGUGCCUCGCUCACGGCCUCGCUUGCAGCCCCUCUGGGACACUCCCAAUAAACUUCACUGGAGAACAGUCAGCCCGUUAGCCCAUCGGCUCUUCAACCCUAUCCCUCCACCCCAAGACAACAGGGCAGGGAUAGGGGAAAAAGUCAAGGGUCAAAAGCAUCGGAAACCAGCACAUAAAGGACAAGCAGUGUGCAAGGAGUGCCGGUCGAGAUACUCUGAAAUGGAGAAAGGUGAUCCUUUGGCUGGAAUAGCAGAAGCUCCAGCAGCUUUAUCCAGUGGGAGCAGAGGAGACACAGUGAGGUUGUUAUUUAGAGCCAGAAGGCAGCUCAAAUGGGACAGCUAUGACAAGUCUCAGGAGGGCCGGACUACCACGGUGGCCGGAUUUAUCGACUGGGGACCCACAGGAACAGACAGCAUAGAUGGCGAUGACAAACCGGAGCCAAAUGUAACGCUGUUCACCAGGGUCUCAACUACCACAGUGGCCACAACCACUAGCACUACAACCAGGCCCUCCCAAAGGACGUUCACUGUAGUGACCACACCAGAGCCCAAGAGGCCGAGCACCACCAAGGCCCCUGUCAGCUCGGAGACUGUCAAACCACCAAAGCCAUAUGGGGAAACACCAGGUUUGGCAGUUCACCAGAUAAUCACAAUCACUGUGUCUCUCAUUAUGGUCAUCGCAGCCUUGAUCACAACACUCGUCCUUAAAAACUGCUGUGCGCAGUCGGGAAAUGGUCGCCACAAUAGCCAUCAGCGCAAGAUCCACCAGCAGGAGGAGAGCUGCCAAAACCUGACAGACUUCACCCCGGCCCGGGUGCCCAGCAAGGUGGACAUAUUCACUGCCUACAAUGACAGCCUGCAGUGCUCACAUGAGUGCGUUCGGACUGCCGUGCCCAUCUACACCGACGAGAUGAUUCAGCAGACGCCUGUCUACAAGAGUGCUUACAAUGGAAACAGGCCCUCCCCCACUGAAAGACAACUGAUUCCUGUGGCCUUUGUGUCGGAGAAAUGGUUUGAGAUCUCUUGUUGACGAGCUGAAGACCUUGUUCACUUCCUGUGGGUGGAAGAGACUUCCUGAAAUCACGCUCUGGAUCCAGUUGGAAACAAGAAACACACAAAAACAGCUUCUUUUUGUAAAGUAGUGUGAUCACUCUUUGGACACUGGUGAAGAUAUUUAUUUUUCUAGAGAUGACAAGCAGAGCAGCCACACAGCGCUGCCACUCCAUAUUUCCAGGAACGUACACUCAUUUAGAUAUAGAUUAUAUAUAGGUAUAUUUACAGGAUGUGUGGGACAAGACUGUGGUUGUCACAGAUGUCUCAAGGAAAAAAACUAAAACAUUUGACAUUUGAAAAAGGAACCCAAGGAGGUGCUGUGGGUGGACGAUGAACUGUAUUUAUGAACAAUGUGCCAAUAAUGCCACUAUGUGCCACAACCUGGAUAGAAGGACGUUUCGACGACAACUGAUGGACUAAACAAAGAGCGCUAUAUUAACCCUGUAUUGACUCCAACUGCAUUGUUUUUUUUCUUGUUUUGUUUGUUUUUUUUUUUUAAAGAAAUGUGAAAGUUAAAAAUGCUACAAAUGUAUUUGAAUAUGUUUUGAAAUAGUUUUAAGAAAUGUGUUGAAAAGAAUCUUAAAGAUAUUUAUAUGAAGCACUAUUCUAUUAGUUGGAGAAGAGAGAAGACAGAGAAAAAGGAAACGGUAUAUGCUUUAUCGAACAGUUGAUUUUAAAAACAUCGUUUCUACAGGUCCCAUUUUAAAAACAGAAUAGUUAUGUCUAUUUUUUUACACAGUAGAGUCUGCCACAGCCCUAACAGUGGAGGUCUGACGCACCCGGGAUUCACCACUGUUAAUUAAAAUCCUCCCACCCGAGCUGAGAUUAUAACAAAGAAAACCAUCUGAAUACACCUGGUGUGAGCCAAACCAACGCCUGCUCCAGCUGCUUAUUGUGUCCGAUUUGAACCUGAUUUGGGUCAAAAGGAAAAUACACAGACGGUUUGUGUGGUGCAGGCUCAUAGCUUCAAUGACUCCCAUAGCAGCAAAUUCAUGUACAGAUAGAUAGAGGACAGCCACAACAGACUGCAUGGAGCUGGACAGGACAUUCAUACUGCCUCAGGUCUGUCGAGCUCUUUUGCACACUAUAUCCUGUAUGUUGGUCUCAGUCUCAGCAGCUGUUUGGGAUAAAUCCUAAUGACUGGUUAUGAUUCAUAUCUGAGCUGCAACACUAAAAGGGUGGAAUAGAUUCAAUUUGAGCUUCACAUUCAAAUAAUUCAUGUGAUAAUUUGCAUAAAUAGGAAAGAGAUUGAAAAAUUAAUCCCUCCACAGAUAGUAAAUGAAUAUCCCCUCCCAACGCCCAGAUUGGUUCAUUUUGACAAAUUAUUUUUGAAACCUAAGUCUGAAUUAUAGUUAGAAAGUCAAGAAGAACAUGAACCAAUUUGUUGAGGACAGAGUAUAAAAUUAUCUCCAGUUUUUCAGCUGAUAGUGAAGAGGGAGAAGCUGCGACAGAGGUGCUGCAGAGGGGGUCCCCUCCCCCAAGAAUCAAAAUGAUCUGCACCAUGGGUUUUAAAUGCAGGAUAUACGGAGGAAGGAAUUCCCUCUCUGAAUGUGUGGUAAGGGUUAGUUCGCUCUCUGCAGAGCCAGAUCCACUCAAUACUUGAGGACAAAUAUUUCUAGCAUAUCAGAUUUUCAGCUAUCACAGCCAGUGUGUCAGGGGAUUGUGCACAAAUAGAUUGUCGUCAUUUGUGCCAAAGGAAGCGAAAAUACGAAACCUGUGAGAAAGUUUGUUCUCUCAGAAAGCGGAAACACUCCGUCAGUGUAUUGUUGAAGUAAGGGGAUUAGGACGAGCCAGUCAGCCGCUGCCAAAUUGGUUUAAACUAUCUCUUAAGUCAAGGUGAGGGAACUCGUGGUCAGGAAGGAUGGUAAAGCUCUCCUGAGAGCUUUCUAGCACCAAUAAUUUUAUUAUCAACCUCAAGCUCUGAAAGACAGAUUACCUUUGUGCUAUGAAGCUUUUGAGGGAGCCUCUGAAUCUACCUUUUCUUGUGCUGUGGGUUUGUAUCAAAGCACAAAUACAACUCUGUAAUUGUAAACGUUUUUGGCUGAAGACAGCAAUAUGUACAGAUUGAAAAAAAAAGAGAAAGAAAAAAGGUGGUUUUAUUGCGUGUCGACGGUGGAGCUCCAGUAAAUUUGCUUAGGUGGUCUUAGCCUUGUGCUCACUUCCUUAAAAGAAAACAGGUUGUCCCAGUGAGAUCAGCAUCUAUAAAUGUGAGCCAUUCAGAAGGUGCCAGUUAAUGGCCUGGGAUAAACACUGUGGUGCAAAACUCCUGCUUUUGCCCAUUCACAAACAUGAAAACCACUCUCAUGAAUGACCCAUACCAGUUCAGCCUCACGCGUGUGUCAGGCUAUGGAGUUGCUUCUUUGACAUAACAUAUAUUUUUUUGAAUGAAGAGUGUUAUCUUACUAGUCAGAGGGUUACAAAAACUUACUGUAUAUUAUACACGUGUAAAUGUAUUUUCUAUAUAUUUGCUUCUAUUUGUGUACAGGUGUGUUCUAUUUUUCAAGACCUCUCCCAUUUUUGGGAAGGUUUCAGCUAGGUCGGGGAUAGUGUCUUUGUUUACAUGUGUAACUACGGUAUUUCUUUCAAAACACAAAACUAACCUUGUGCCAAGCUUCCUACCUGCACUUUCGAGCAGUACUUGUAUUAUAUCUUUAGCUAACCAGUAUAAUACUUCAGUAGACGCUGCAAUAGUUCAGAGACUGGAGAGAGAGGUCUGAACGUGACAGUGCUGAGUGGUUGAAGAGGUGUUGUGAUCAUAUCUUGGGCUCUGCUGUAUUCAUGGUUGGCUGGGAAACCAAUGACUUGCUGUUCUUCAACAUCAUUUCUACAUGAACUAAUAUAGAGUGUUCUAUCACAUGAAUAAAAAAAAAAAAAGUGUGAAUCCAACAGUAGCUGCCAAGAAACUAACUAAACUUGAUCUAUACUGGGUUGCAUUCAUCUGUCAUACCUCUCAUUUUAGUGAAAGGAAGAUGGUGUGUGAAGAACUCUUUGUCUGCAUUUUCCUUUUUAAUUCAACUGCUAAAUCAACCCAUUUAAAAGUAUCAGACUUCAUACAGUGAUGUGGGGAGCCUUUCACUUUUUUCAUUAAUCAAAGUAUUUAAAGGAUAAUUUUGGUUUAUUUCAACUUUGGCUUUAUUCUCUGCCAGCAGCAGCAGGCUUUACUGGUCUAUCAGGUGUUCUAUCUACCACUCUGGUGCAGGCUGAAAUAUCAUCAUAAUUCGUACAUGGACUGAGCCCCUAACUGGCAUGCUAACAUGCUAACCCAAGCAUGUUGGUGUUGUAACUGUGCAUGCAUGUUCAGUACAGCCUCAGUGAAGUCCAGGUACAUGACUACAGAAGUCUGACAGGGUAAAACACGAGCGCACGAGCAUCACAGCAAGUGUGAGAGGUCAAACUUCCUAAAGUGUCCCUAAAGCGUGUAAACUAUCUUUACCAGUGGCCCGUUUUUCUUGCCUCGUCACACUCUGGUGAUGUCACUUUCCAAGAUCUCAGAAAUUAACUUGGUGAGUACAAUACUAUUAUUACUAAAAGUAUUAACACAAGACCCAAGUUGCAGUAAACCCAAAUUAUCCUUGUGAGAGAAUCACACUAAAGUAUCUUAAAGAAAUUCCCUAUUUACACCUAAACUUUCAGACAUUUGAGCUGUUGAAUUUCUGUAAAAUGUUUCAUCAGAGAAGGUACUUCUUGUUGCCAAGUUUCUGCACUACUGUACCUGAUAAUUGUGUGACAGUGUGACCCUACUGCAAAUGGUUGAAAGUUGAUGAUUGUGUGGAACUAAUUUCUGACUCUUUGAAACUUACAAGUCACAUCACUGAACGAAGGGAAAAUUUGACAUUUUAAAUUUUGUUCUGUGUUUCAUACUGUGGGGGGAAAAAAGGUCUCUAUGGUUUUACUUCAGUUAGCCUCGAAAAGUUUGUAUGCAUUGUUAGCAUCCCUCAUUAAAACCACAGGGAGCUGCUAGCUAAAAGCAAUUCACUUUGCAUUCACAAAGGACAUUUAGACAAGGAAAAUGUAACUCACAGCUAUGAUAUAUGUAUAUUUGGAGACAUCUGCAUAAAUCAGCCUUCUUCCUUUUACCUCUGUCUGAAAUCAAACUGAUAUGUAAGGAAAUGCCUUACUGCUUUCUUGCCUUUUCAGUUUAUAUUUCAGGAUAGCUGAUGAGUGUGGUGUAUUAUAGCUAAGAGGGAGGAAAAUGAUUCCACUCCAGUGGUCAGGUUUGAUUCAGGAAACAUUAUCUGAGAGCAGCGCAGGAAAAGGCAGGAGGACCAAGGAGAGGGGGGAGAGUUGUAGAGAAGUCUUAAACAGACACCAAAGACUUGACAUGCCUUUUUCACAACGAAUGAAUAUUUUGCGGCUCCCAUUUCUGUCUCUUCAGCAACCCACAAAACCUAUGCUCCCUUCAGCACAAACAAGCUAUCAAUCAGCAAGGCUUUCUCCUGUCAAGAUGAAGGAUAUGACUGUGGUUCCUGUUUUGCAUGUCACAUACAGAGUGGAACUUAUUGACAUAUGUAUUGUUAGAUGUUGGCUGAACCUCUCCAAGGCCAAGGUUUGUUUUCACCGGAAGCAUUCACACGAGGGGAGAGGAAUCAAUGUACUGAUUCUGUUUAAUCACGGCCUUUGGGUGUCUGGUUAGCUAGAAACAUGUUUCACAGCUCAGCAUGCAUGGAUAGUGAUGUUAAUUUUAAAAAAGCAGGUUGUUCAAACAGCAAGGUGAGACUCAGCAGGAAGAGGAAAAUAUCUGAUUUGACAAUGAAAAAGUUCAACUCAGAGGAAGGACAGAGUUUAUCUCUAUAGACAGAUAUGUAUCUUACUGAAUCCAUUUCUUUAGCCAUCAGAAAACUGUAGCUCCUCACUCUGCUUCUCCUCAUCCUCUGCGUCUCCGAAAAAAUCACGUACUGUGCGCUUACUGUAUCUAAAGCGGAGGGCUCCGACUCUCCUCUCGGGUCAUGUUUUUACUUUUCUAUUCACAAGAGCUAAGGCACUGUCACUGUCAGUGCUUAUCAAUACAGUCAAAGACUUGAAAAAAGAAAAGCAACACUUUGUUUGCAACAUCUCAAUUCUCCCAUAAUCCCUCAGCUAGAUGGAGACUAGCUACGUGACACAAAUCUGCCGUAGUGGCAUUAGAUUAGAGGACCUCCGACGCUGUGCGACGCCUUCAGAACAAAGUGUAGGCCUGAUAUGAGCUACACUGCAUGAGGGAUAACAGAGAAAUAUUGAUCCACGGCUGGUUAUUCCCUAAAAGUUUGUUCAAAUUCAGAGUGAGCAGAGGUGUCAAAAAAAAAAAAAAAAACACAAAACAAAACAAAACAAAAAAAAACACCCAUAAAUAUCAUACAUACAGUUUGAAUUUUAAGGGGUGAGGAAGUAGUGUAGGAUAUCUUUUUCUUUUUGGGGGGGAGGGGAGGGCUUUUCACACAAGGACACACAGUGGUUUGUUCAUCGAAGCCGACUUACAAUCACACUUCAUACCUACCAUGAAGGAACCUGACUCGAGUUGUGUUGUCGCCAUAAAAAUGAAGAGUUUGUACUUUGUGACUCUUAAACUUUUUAUAUUUGUGUUUAAUAUAUCAAUGAGUACCUCUGUUAACUUUUGUAUAAGACCUAUGACUAUAAUAUAUACAAAUACACACACACACACACACACUCAUGCACACACACAUACACAUCUCCACAAAAGGGACUCCAGUCUGUCUCUGUGACGGCUAAAUGUUGUAUAACUUUUAUUUUGUGUCUUAUGAACCACAUCUCUUCCUUUUGUAGUUAUUGGUAAACGUUUCGAUUUCCAGGUGACUUUGAUUUGGUUACUCUUGUACUACUAAGCUCUGUAUUUGCAAGCACUGUAAAUGCGAUUCUCAUUGGAUUCGUCCUCUGUACAUUUAGUACUCUGAUGUUGCUAUUAAUAAAAUGUAAAACAACAUGGGCUUUGUGCUAUAGGGAGUUUGUUGGAAUGAGUCCGGGGGAGGGCAGUGAUCAGGGCAAACAGCACAAAAUAAAAGAUUUGAAUAUGAA